AGUUAUUAGAGGAAUGCAAUCAAGAGAAUUACAUAAAACAUGUAAAAAAAGAUCUGCUUGAUAAGAAGCAGCAAUGGGUGAAAUUAUUUAGGAAUGAUAUCAUUUCAAGAGGUCAUAACACCAAUAACUAUGCUGAAGCUACAAUAAGAAUUUUGAAGGAUAUCAUACUUACCCGUACCAAGGCCUUCAAUGUCACCGCUAUGGUGGAGUUCGUUGCUCAUAUUUGGGAACCAUAUUUUGAGUCUCGCCUGCUUCGAUAUGCCUAUGGUAGGGAGUCUGGCCCUUUGCUUCGCUUUGAGGAACUGUCCAGUAGAAUGCCUGAAGGAGCCUUUGAGCGGGUUGAAUGUGUAGAGGGAUGCCUCUACAACGUCCCCAGUGGUAAUGAGAAAACCCCUGAUUUAUUCUAUGAGGUGGAAACGUCAGUUGGAUGGUGCAGCUGCCCUAUUGGUCGGUCAGGUGCUAUGUGUAAGCAUCAAGCCCUGCUCUAUGAGAAAAUUGGUGGAGCCUUUCCUAACAUGCCUGCCAUCAACUGUGUUGGAAGAUAUGAAUUAGGAAAGCUUGCUCUUGGAGAGAGCUGCCCACAAUUCACUUUCUUUGUAGCUGUGAAUGAAACUGUUCCAGAGGAAUAUCUGGCAUUAAUAAAUGCAAGUGAUGAAAAUCAAAAUUUAGUUUUAGACCUGGAUCUAGAUGAGAUGAUGUCACAGAUGGCAGACCAGGCAAAUGAUAUUACUCAAAAUCAAUUGGAAUUUGACUUUACUGAAGAAACAUCCAAUGAGCAGGAAACAACUAACAGCAUUGAUGCUGACCAACUUGACCAAGACAUUCAAAAUGUAGUAGAUGAGUUAGCUGGAGAAAUAAGGCGUGUCGCUGCCUUGGCCAAAAAGAGCUCAUCUGACCUAGACUCGCAUAAAAGAACACUUCAAAGACUUGUGCAACGUUUGCGAAGGGCAAAAACUCCCAAUCAAGCAACAACUACAAUAAUUUCUUUGAAUGCAAGAGCAAAUUGUUCCUCCAAGAAAAGUUGGAGAAUUAAUGUUCAACCUACUGCAACCUCACGCAGACGGCCAGAACUUGGACGAGGUUGUGCUAGAGUAGAUAGUGGAAAGCCACCAGCUAAAAUGCCUGUGGCAAAGAGGUCUAGGAAACCGAAGCAUAAAUUCUCUAACAGUGUUGCCCGAAACAAAGCUCACCCAAAAGGCCAUGGCCAUUAAAUGUUUUUAAUUGUUUGCUAUAGUUCAGCAUUUUAUGUUAUGUAUUUUUAACUUUUUAAAAGCAUAAGUGACCACUUUUUAAAUUAUAUUUUAUAUUUUUAAUG
Molecule: messenger RNA, 1315 nt
Organism: Frankliniella occidentalis (western flower thrips)
Lineage: Eukaryota; Metazoa; Arthropoda; Insecta; Thysanoptera; Thripidae
Exons: 3
Coding region: 201-1211 (336 amino acids)
Molecular function (GO): zinc ion binding
Source: RefSeq, a predicted model, not a curated record